AUGAGGUCAACUCUAUCGGGUGCCUCAGGUUCAGAGUCGCCCUCUUCAGUCCCGGCAACGGCGGGAUCCAGGACACCUGGUAGCUACGAUGCCCGAACCGGAUUCCGAGGGAGCGCCGUCGCAGCUGCCGAGGCAGAAGCAAUGGCUACCAUCGAGUUCUUCAGGGAAAGGCUCCAGAGGCGCAUUGUUGUUCCGAAGAUUAUAGUUUUCGUCAUUUUGCCCACGGGGAUGGAAGAUCCACAGUCUGCUGUUGGGUUUUUGAAGAAAUUGAAUCCAGCAGACAUCGCAGCAAUCUUCAUAACGUGCGGAGUGGAUGACUUGAAGGCAAAGCUGGAGAAGCUAGAACAGGUUUCCUUCGACUGCAGUGUGGAGUAUUACGAAAGUGAAGCUCGGCGAUACAGAAAGCAGACGCAAGUGACGUUCAAAGGGGACCGUUCCCAAACCAGCGCAUUCCAUGUGUAUCAGACCAGGUGUCUAAUAAAGGCUGGAUACAUGCUGGAGUUCGCACAGCAGCCACAUGCCGCUAUGAAGAGUUACAUCACUGCUUGGCAGUUCCUUACCAGCUAUUCGCAAAUGGCGCCUGCACUGGAGCGGAUGACGGUGUGCAAUUUGAUAAGCGUGCGGAUGUACCCAAUGUACUUCAAAGCAAAAGAACCAUCUAAGGCAGCCCAUCACGCCCGUGAGCACCGCGCAGUUCUGCGAGAGAACAUUCCAGAGUCGCCGCUGCAGGGCUACUUACUUCCUCUUUGGCUUGCCCAGCUGCAUCAGCUGCUUGCCCAGCUAUGCGAAGAUGCCAUGCAUACGACUCCUUCGUGCCUCGAUACCCGAGACGUGUGGCAGCUAGCCGGUUUUCACUAUCAAGCGGCUGCUAGGUACCUUCAGCAUGUCAGAACGUGGAUCAAGACUGCAAAGGAAGUCCACCCUCCACCUUCCAUGAAGGGUGGACUCGGGGUGCCAUCUGAGUGGCUUGGACGUCCGGAUACCCUCCAGCUUGUCGGAGGCUACCGUAGUUGUCCGAUUUUGGCAUGCGAGCUCGCCGACGCAAUGUUCGACGGCCACCGGAUGAUGACAGCGCGUCAGCUGUACUUCACCUUGGCCACGGCUUUUGCAUCGUACAAGUACGGCCACCAAAAGUCGUGGCAAGUUGAAGCAGUGCCAGCAGUGUGCAGCACUGCGGAGACUGUGGCACCCGAGCAGACAGUAGAUGUUGAGUGCCGCGAACACCGUAGGAAUGAGAAAGCUGUUCCCCUACCAGCAACAACAGACGGCGACUCUGGAAGCCCUGAGCUUCCAGAUGCUCACGCGACUGCGUCUGCAAGGCAACCCGAAACCUUCAGCCAACCUGUCACGGACGAGCCGCAUUUGCCUGCUGGCAGCCGCCUGCGGUUUUCUGGAGCUGGGAAUUGCACAGGGUGGUGGCCUCUGUAUCGCUACGUGUUGGCGAGACUGACUCUGUGCGUAUCUCACUUACUGUCAGUCCCGCCGCCGGAGUUUCUGCACAAGAUUGCUCGGGUUGAUUCUAGGUUCAGCUCGGUAGUUGGAGGUUCGGAUCGCUCUCUGCCUUCUGUUGGGAAUGAGCAACAGCCUCCAGUGGCAACUAGUUCAGCUGGUUCAUUUGUUGCAUCUGCGGCGGCAACUGCUGGAGGGGUUCAGGCGGACGCUGAGAACUGCCACAUAGCCCUCAAGGCCUCAUUCGAGAUUUUGAAUAUUCUUGCGCUGCGGGAAGAUAUAGAGGACCGUGAUACCUCGAAGCGGAAGCAGAUGUACCGAUAUGUAGAGUUGCUUGUGCCUUUGUUAAGGCGCUUCGAGCAGCCUUACGGCGCCAGCCAAUGGAUUUUUCACUUGGAUUUGCACGCCGUCGUCGUGUGGACAGACUUCAGCCCUGAGUUGCAUCGUGAGCAGAUGGUUUCUGGCAGUGGCUUACUUGUGACUCACCGGGUUUCCUUGCCUCAAGCAGGCUCUGAAAGUGUUCCCGUGUGGGAAGGCGUGAAGAUCGGCAGAGUCUGUUUUCAGCACCGGCUGGGGUUCGACAUAUUUGUCUUGAACAUCGCCGAGCUAGUAACAAGCACCGGGAAGAAGGCAGAGUGUCUCCUGACUGCUUCGAAAGAUUCCCCGCAAGUAUCUACCAUAGAGAAGGACGAAGCGACCUAUCCAAGGGAAUGCGCUUCCGUCACAUUGCCUCAUGGGGCGAUAUGCUACUGUGACCUGUAUCUGGCCCCCCAGGAACUGAGAGAUCUCAGCGGCUCAACAGUGCGUCGCCUGCACCUUUCUUGGGCUCUUUGUCCAUCCGUCUGCUUCCAGCUUGCUACUCUUUGCUCUUUGGAGUGGGAAGGUUGCCGGCUUCCUGGCAGACAAGUUGCUGCAUUCCGCUUUUUAGAGUCCCGGGAUGUGCCUGACGGUUGUUGGCCGUCUCCCAUAUGGCGAGCCAUUCGCUUUCACAAACUCUGCAUUCCGCCUUCUCCAGUUUGUGACGCUGAACGCCCCGGACUAGCUGAGCCAUUUUUGCCAUAUGUCUGUUUAUCAAAAGAUUCCUUCAAGCUCGAGACUAUUGAAGAUUACCCUUCAAAGUGCAUCUGCAUUGGCGAGCUUGCCCCAUACACAGUGCGGCUAACUGUUAAGCAGGACUGGAAGGAAUGCAAAUUUAGUAUUGGUCUGCAGUGUACGGCGCAAGAAUCUGGGAGCGAGAAUGACCGUACAGUUGACACAUCUGUACUUUUGGAAGAUGAAUUUGAGUCAUAUCUGAUGGAAUUGAGCGAAGCAAAAGAGCAUGGUGAUGAUGAAGGUGGAUCUGCAAGUACAGGGGAGCAAACGCAGACAAACGGCAGCAUGGGCUUGCCCACCUACCCGAAGCUCACGUUGCGCAGCGUGGCACGUUUGCAAGGAAGUGUUGUGAAGUGCUAA
Messenger RNA from Eimeria mitis, 2901 nucleotides. RefSeq lists its product as uncharacterized. NCBI's taxonomy places the organism in Eukaryota, Apicomplexa, Conoidasida, Eucoccidiorida, Eimeriidae. The record is from RefSeq and is a predicted model, not a curated record.